Molecule: messenger RNA, 1590 nt
Organism: Sinocyclocheilus anshuiensis
Lineage: Eukaryota; Metazoa; Chordata; Actinopteri; Cypriniformes; Cyprinidae
Product: protein FAM19A2-like
Exons: 5
Coding region: 410-808 (132 amino acids)
Molecular function (GO): receptor ligand activity
Source: RefSeq, a predicted model, not a curated record
UUUCCAACCAAAAGAGUAUCAAGGAAAACGUAAAGUAAACAGUACACGAAAUCAUUUACCAUGAUAUUGUAGCGUUGUUUGCUGUUUAGCGUCAGCUGCUUAGAGUCAGUAUGAGAGAUUUAUAAUUCGUAACCGAAUAAUUAUUUUGAGCCUGUUCUUUUCAAUGACUCGACCAAACGGGAAUCGGUUCAUGAUUCAGUUCGGAUUCGAGCUCUGACGCGCCAAAAGUCGUUUGAGGCAAUUUGUCAUUCCAUAAAACAUAAAUGAGAAAUGUUUUGAACUCAUGGAGCAAAAACAGCGCAGGAUUAAGAAGAUAACUACAAUUCAUGGAAACUAAACCUGGAAAUACGUAUUAUUGUUUACCAACGAUGAAGAAGGUUCAACACCUGCACGCACCACUCUCGAAAGGAUGCGGGAGCGGGAGCUGCAGCGUGUGGGCAGGAGAUUGCUGCUGUUGGGCAUCUGUCUGCUGACUCUCUGGGGUCAGCUGAGUCUGGCCUCAACACAUCGCAGCCAUAUUGUACACGUCAAAGCGGGAACCUGUGAGGUCAUUGCAGCCCACCGCUGCUGUAACAAGAACAAAAUCGAGGAGCGCUCCCAAACUGUCAAGUGUUCUUGCUUCCCUGGGCAAGUUGCUGGGACAACAAGAGCGGCUCCUUCGUGUGUGGACGCUUCUAUAGUAGCACAGAAGUGGUGGUGUCAGAUGCAGCCGUGUAUGGAGGGCGAGGAGUGUAAGGUGUUGCCGGAUCUAAAAGGUUGGAGCUGCAGCACGGGAAACAAAGUCAAGACGACCAAGGUCACACGAUAGUCUGGGACCAAUAUACAUUUGGGACUAGCAGCUUUUUUUUUUUUUAUCAAAGCAAUGGAAAUGAAGAUACACAGACUUCAAACUACUUCACAACUAUUGGGAUCAAGUUGUUGAACCUCAUUUGAAAACUAAUGUCACUUGGAAUGGACCAUUUAAACACAUGGGAUUUUUCUCUCUUUUUUCACCCCCUCUUCUAUUUUCGCUCUGCCAAACUCCCAUCUUUGCUUUCUAACAGUGUCGGACAAGAUCAUACACCAUGUAAAGUAAAUAUUCCAUAAAAAUCAACAUGUUGACCAGUUCAGAGACAAUUCUGCAAUUUCAGAACAAUGGAUUACAUUUCCUUUUUGAAGCGAAAGUGGACUUGAAAGGUUGGCUUAUUACUUGAAUCAUAUGUUCCAGAGGCACUAAUAUUCAGUCCCCUAUACUUUGGUGCCAAUAUUUUCUUUCUUCUACUAUGGGCAGACUUUCUGAUCAAUGUGAAGUGUAUGAUUUUUGGGUAUGGUUUUGGGGGCACUCAGCUCCAUUUUGAAACAGACUUGUGCAAGAGCAAGAGGCAAGUAUGACGCUAAGAAUUACCGUUAUUAAUAAUGGAUGAAAAAGUUGAAGUGGUCUAUGGGAGCAGUGAAAAAGAAGAUAGCAAAAAGAUUUAUUGUUUGUUUUUAAAAGCCUCGGUGGCCAAUAUUGAGUCAAAGUGUCAGUAUUAUCUUAAAUAAAAGUAUCUCUAUGGGAAAUCUCGUCCAAUUGUAACUUUGAAGCAUGAUUACUCUGCCAACAUAAAAGAG